CUAUAUCCGGUCUCCCCGGACCCUGCAUUCACUAUAUCCGGUCUCCCAGGACCCUGCAUUCACUAUAUCCGGUCUCCCCGGACCCCGCAUUCACUAUAUCCGGUCUCCCCGGACCCCGCAUUCACUAUAUCCGGUCUCCCCGGACCCCGCAUUCACUAUAUCCGGUCUCCCCGGACCCCGCAUUCACUAUAUCCGGUCUCCCCAGACCCCGCAUUCACUAUAUCCGGACCCCGCAUUCACUAUAUCCGGUCUCCCCAGACCCCGCAUUCACUAUAUCCGGUCUCCCAGGACCCCGCAUUCACUAUAUCCGGUCUCCCAGGACCCCGCAUUCACUAUAUCCGGUCUCCCCAGACCCUGCAUUCACUAUAUCUGCUCUCCCCGGACCCUGCAGUCACUAUAUCUGCUCUCUCCGGACCCUGCAUUCACUAUAUCCGGACCCUGCAUUCACUAUAUCCGGUCUCCCCAGGACCCCGCAUUCACUAUAUCCGGUCUCCCCAGACCCCGCAUUCACUAUAUCCGGUCUCCCCGGACCCCGCAUUCACUAUAUCUGGUCUCCCCCGGACCCUGCAUUCACUAUAUCCGGUCUCCCAGGACCCCGCAUUCACUAUAUCCGGUCUCCCAGGACCCCGCAUUCACUAUAUCCGGUCUCCCCAGGACCCCGCAUUCACUAUAUCCGGUCUCCCC
This is a messenger RNA of Staurois parvus, 684 nucleotides long. Lineage: Eukaryota; Metazoa; Chordata; Amphibia; Anura; Ranidae. The record is from the annotation of a GenBank genome assembly.